Branchiostoma belcheri (Belcher's lancelet) is the source of this 1001-nucleotide messenger RNA. Its product is annotated as UPF0739 protein C1orf74 homolog. The transcript has a single exon. The record is from RefSeq and is a predicted model, not a curated record. Bases 20 to 853 code for a protein of 277 amino acids. NCBI's taxonomy places the organism in Eukaryota, Metazoa, Chordata, Leptocardii, Amphioxiformes, Branchiostomatidae.
GUCAGACGGGGUGACAAAGAUGGCCGCCGAGUUUUCACUACCUGCGCGUUGGCGGCAAGCUGUCUGCAACUCUCUCGGCAAGAAAGCGGCCAAAUACACCACGGAUUUGAUGUGCGAUAUUAUAUCUGUGGACAGAGGUCUGAAACCGAUGUUUCUAGUGGAUUAUGGCGGUUUUGUUGGUUCGGAGAUGACGGCAUUCGUCCAGGAACUGUUACGAUCGGGGCUCGUUGAACGCAAACUGGCUGUUUUGACGGUCGAAUCUGAUGUUUUUGUACUAAAUGCUGACGCCAGUGUGGCACAUUUAGAAGCGGUGCAGUCUGAUUCUUCUAAAUUCGUAGUGGAUGUCACCUUCAGCUUACCAGAGCCUAGAGCAGCGACAGAAGACUGUACCCAGACUGUGCGUGACUGUGCCCGGGUUGUGGCGAAGUACAUUGCCACCAUGCGAGAAUCUUCGGUACUGCAGGGCAACAUUACACCAGAAAAAAGUUGGAACAUCUCCACGCUGUUUGGACUCUUUGUGGGAUACCCCGUUCUGUACUGGUACGAUCCUACACAGGAGGGCACAUGCCUUUCUAUGGUACCGCUGGCUGUUUAUAACGUUUACGUGUGUUUAGAAAAGAACUCAGGGACAGCUUUGAAAGAGAAGUCAUCAAUAUGCGAGUGUUCAGAAGAAAAAAGCCAUCACAAGCACAAACUCUACUCUUUUAGCAUUCCCAAGGCUUUACAGCAAGACUUCAGCAAGCAGACCGACUGUUGGUUUAAGAAAGUGCGGGAAUUAUUUGCCCUUCAGGGUGUGUUCUGUUGUGUGGAGAUGAAAUGUAUCGAGAUGACGCUCCCUACAGUAGCAUUGUGAGUCAUGGUAGAGAUCUACAUGUAACGUUACUAGUAUACUACAGCUGACGGUUGUAAGUUUGUUUGUUAGUUAGUUCUACGAGCUCGCGACUGUUGUAGACCCCUUGUAUUUAACGGAUUGGGCUCGCUGUUCAUUGUUUGAAAAGCUG